Messenger RNA from Terrapene triunguis (Three-toed box turtle), 1448 nucleotides. It is a transcript of the gene UBAP1L, whose product is annotated as ubiquitin associated protein 1 like. Gene Ontology annotation, molecular function: ubiquitin binding. Bases 1 to 1410 code for a protein of 469 amino acids. NCBI's taxonomy places the organism in Eukaryota, Metazoa, Chordata, Testudines, Emydidae. Gene Ontology annotation, biological process: ubiquitin-dependent protein catabolic process via the multivesicular body sorting pathway. Gene Ontology annotation, cellular component: ESCRT I complex. The record is from RefSeq and is a predicted model, not a curated record. The transcript is spliced from 5 exons.
AUGAGCUGUCUGGAUGACGUACCUUUUAAAAUGUCCAAGAGCUUUGAAGAUGACUCUGCGGAAGGCACCAACUUAAUCAGUUUAGCCGACUUUGAUAUUCCUGACUGCACGGAGAUCCUAGUGCGCACAAUGCAUGAUUUCUCAUUAGAAAGAAAGGUGCUUUACUGGAUUGAGGCUGCUUCUGGGCAAGCAACUCACUGGUAUGAAGUUACUACUGAUGUUGUGCCAACAGCUCCACCUUGCUGGCUGCUUUUGGUUGAUCCUAAAGAAAACGAUGUCAUCAAUACACAGAACGAGGAGACAACUGGUGGGAAAGCAAAGGAUGGUGUGACACCCACAACCUCUGUUCGGAGAUGUGUAAGCCUAAGUGCUGCUGAUGUGAAAUAUGGCCCUCCCCCGCCCAGAGGUGCACCAUCUGAGACGGAAAGUGAGGACUGGUACUCUGAAGAGAAUGAGUAUUCUGAGGAUGAUGAGUAUUCCUCAACUACCGGUGAAGAAAGCAACAAAGAAGAAGAAAACAUUUUGGACAACAAAUUUGUUGAAAGCGCCAUGCCUCAGCAUUCCAGAGUUCACCAGUUUAGGCCAAGGACUUCUCCGGUAUUGCUAGAUCCACCUUCCGAAAACUGCUGCCACAAGCCAGUUACCGCAAAUCUGAUCAAGCAGAGAAGAUCCAUGAUUUUAUUUAAUAAUAUGAAGAAUGAGUUGGAAGAAGCCAAAAAGAAGUUAGCUGCUUUAGUGCAUCCUUUAAAUAGAGCAUCUGUUGAAAGGAAUCUGGCUCCAAGACCGUUUUCUCUUUACCAGCGCUCUCGAAGUAGCAGAAAUCUUAGCUAUGGACCUGCCUCGGAUGUAUCCUUGAUGGGAACUUUAACCCCAACACCUCCACCUACGCCUUGCUGCAGUCCCAGGACACCUUCUGCUGCUAGAUCAAUACCUCCAAUAAGAAACCAUAAACCCACAGUUGCGUCCCUCAGCCCCUAUUCCUGCCUUCCACCCCCUUCUGCGGCUCUGCGACAUCCAAGUUCCCACAGAACUCAUCCAGAUUCAACAGCUGACCUCCUCUCGGCAUUAAGCCAAGAGGAACGUGACCUUAUUGAGCCAGUAAUAGCCUUGGGUUAUCCGAUACGCAGAGCAAUCAUCGCCCUCCAGAAGACGGGAAGACAAAGUUUAGGUCAGUUUCUCAGUUACCUUAGUGCCUGUGACAGGUUGCUGAAACAGGGCUACGAAGAGGGGCAGGUGGAAGAGGCAAUGGAAAUGUUCCAGUACUCGGAGAAGAAGGCAGCUGAAUUCCUGCAUCUUUUAGUGCAAUUUGAGGAUAUGGGUUUCCAGCAAGCCGAAAUCAAAGAGGUUCUUCUGCUUUAUGAGAAUCAUAGAGAUAAGGCACUAGAAGAGCUGAUGAUACGAACACAGUGACCAAAUCUCUGGUAACAGUGACAUCUUUUCAUCUCUAG